This is a messenger RNA of Eimeria acervulina, 636 nucleotides long. RefSeq lists its product as hypothetical. The record is from RefSeq and is a predicted model, not a curated record. Gene Ontology annotation, molecular function: chromatin binding. Bases 1 to 636 code for a protein of 211 amino acids. Gene Ontology annotation, biological process: chromatin organization; negative regulation of transcription by RNA polymerase II. Gene Ontology annotation, cellular component: pericentric heterochromatin. NCBI's taxonomy places the organism in Eukaryota, Apicomplexa, Conoidasida, Eucoccidiorida, Eimeriidae. The transcript has a single exon.
AUGAUUGGGGAGAACCCCCUGACCGCAGCGGACCUCGAUGUCGUUGGUGCCCUCUCCCCUACCCUUACUCCGCCAAUGACCAAGCUCUUCCGCCAGCUCUGCAACCGGGCGCAGAGUCACAUCCUGAAGGCACAAGGCCUACAGAAGCACUACGCAGACACCCACCGCCGCGCAGUGGAGUAUGCGGUGGGCGACAAAGUCUGGCUGAGUAGCAAGCACCUUCCCGCCCUAAGCACAUGCCCUAAGCUUGAACCCCGUUUCCGUGGACCCUUCAUUAUUACUGAACGCAUUGGGAGUGUUGCUUGCCGCCUGGCGCUACCCCCUACGUACGAAUGCCAUGAUGUCUUCCACGUUUCCCAGUUAGUUCCUGACUGCCCCCGCGCCCCUGAGCUGGAACCUCAGGAGGCCGUUGUGGGGUGGCCUCCUACACGAGACGUCGCAGGGAACCCCACGGAUCGGUAUGAAGUCGAUUACAUCAUGGACCAGCGUCGGUCCGGCGGCGAGUUCCAAUACAUUGUCAAGUGGCGGGGCUACCCGGAGGACCAAACCACCUGGGAACCUGCUAGCCAUUUGGACGGUUGCCCUGCACUGCUGCGCGCCUGGCGCCGCCGUCACCGGAACCGCCUUCCGCCCUGA